CGGGAUAUCUGACAAAUCACACCAAGAGAAGUAGCUGUUAUUGUGGAUCAGGAUGACACACAUGAGGUCCAGUGUGGGUCCGUGCACGUGAACGGUGGGCGGCUGAUUAAGACCAGAAACUUACGGCUUGAACAUGGAUGUAAUGGUAUUGCUUAUAAUCUGCAAGACCUGUAUCUUACUUUUCGCACUGUACUUUGCAAGAAUUCAAUGAGUGAUGGCCUGCUGAAAACCGUGUAUGAAGGUACAGGCGGGUACACAGUAUUUAAGUGUGUAGUGAGUCCUUCAGGUGACAGGAUAUUUGUCACCAACCUUCCCGAGCACGAGGUCCGCACCCUGGCCACAGAUGGCACAGUUCUCCACAGCUUUACAGACCCAACCCUAAAAGAACCCCGUGGUAUACAUGUGACAGCUCUGGGACAGGUGCUGGUAUGUGGAUAUGGAUCAGACACUAUCCUACAGAUCGAUAGUGAAGGGAAGAAGAAGCUGGCAACUCUUGCUACAACGAGCGAUGGAGUUAAUAACCCAAUGUCAGUCUGCUACAAUAAGAGCACAGCAUCCCUCAUUGUGGGACAAUCGUCGGGCAACAACAUCCUUUUGUUGAGAGUAAAAUAGGUGUGUGUGUGUGUGUGUUUGUCACAAGUUA
Dreissena polymorpha is the source of this 643-nucleotide messenger RNA. RefSeq lists its product as uncharacterized. The transcript has 2 exons. NCBI's taxonomy places the organism in Eukaryota, Metazoa, Mollusca, Bivalvia, Myida, Dreissenidae. The coding region runs from base 208 to 612 and encodes 134 amino acids. The record is from RefSeq and is a predicted model, not a curated record.